GCCGAGUAGCCACCAUGGAAGUCGGGCCUCAAAAGAGAGCUUGCCGAGCCCACCCCCACCCCCACGGCAGCCCCAUGGCCAGCGGCGACCCCUUCGCCGCCGCCGGUGACGUCGCCGCCGCCUCAUGCUCCUCCAGUCCAACCCCAACGCGCUUACGGGAAGCACUCGCCGCCCUCUCGGAGGCGUUCGAGUCCGGCGAUACUGCCUGCUCCGACGCAGCCGUUGCCGCCGUUUCAGGAGUUCUCAGCCCUCACGAUGCCGGUGCGGAUGCCCUUGUCUCCGAGCAGAUGCUCCGUGAGGUUCACGCGUUCCUCUCGUGCCCGUCCUCUAAUCAGAUGGCCAUUGACGCGCUGUCUCUAGAGCUUCCAAAAUCUGUCGCGGAGCUGGGUGCUCGGAUGGGGAACUGCAGGGACAUCGCCAAGACAAUCCUUGACUUCUUUGCGUUAAAUUGCAACCCAAGGGACAUGCUCUCCAUCCUCUGUGAGGCGCUAGAUACACCCGUGACAUUAGAUGGAUCAGCGUACCUUGCUAUUCUACUCGAUGGGCUUGCAAGAGUGCUUACCUUGAUUCAGAGGAGACAUAUUGAGCAAGUAAGGGUUGUACUUCCUGCUGUCCUUCGAGUCAUACAUACUGCUAUAUCAGAACCUGAUGUGGAGCAUGGCAUGACUGCUGUUGAUAUGUUCAAUUCAGCCCUCGGAAUCGGCAGUGCCAUUCAAGAAAUGUGCAAAACAAUGGUCAACCACAGGAAAGAAGAGCUGUGUUCUAUACUUGGUCUAUACGCGCUUCAGAUCAUAGCUCUUGUAUCAGAAAGCACACAUGAGAAUAUCCUGCAUACUUGUGGUUCAGUUGUUCUUCAGUAUUCCAAAUUUCUUACGUUUUGUGGGUUCACCUAUUUGGGUCUUUUAACUGGUAAUGAUGUGGCCUCAGCCACCAAUAAGCUUUCGAAAGAAGAGGAUGAAGAUUUUCUGGACUGCUUUUCUUUUGCUAUGGAUGGUGCAAGCCUUGUAGUUAUGUGGACCUCUGUACAUGAUGACAUGUCAAAAUAUGCUGGAGCGGAAUUGGAAUCAGCACUGAAGCGAGUUCAGGAUGAUUAUAUUAUGAAAUGGAAAUCGAUUACCACGUUUAGAUAUGUCUUGUCUUCAGUUAAUUACCCAUGGGUAAUCAAAUCUCACAGUUUAGACUUAUUGUUGACUCUAGUUGAUGAUAACUGUAGCGAGGAAACAAACAGUCAUGUAGAUUUCCCAUAUUCAACUCAAUUUUUUGCCACACUCAAGGCCAUUGAAAGAGUCAUGAUAACUGCCCCAGAUGCAUUGAUGCGAAAGAAAGCCUUUGCUGCUCUGAAAAGGGUUAUUUCAGUGGUGCCGUCCGCUCAGAGAUUUGAUAUCUUGCAGGCCCUCAUUACGAGUAGUAUGUUCCCUUCCCUGACUGCAAUUCUCUUAGAUCUGGUGAAGAACGAAGUUUUGAGAGAGAGUCGUCAAACUGAUCGAUCACAAGAUGCUGGGGUAUCACCUCCUUGGGCUUCUCAUGCGCUUGAGUUAGUUGAGCUGAUCUUGAGGCCUCCAGAAGGUGGUUCUCCUUGUCUUCGUGAUCACAGUGAACAGGUGUGCAAUUUCGCAAAGUAUCUAUCUGCUUUCUACAAUGUUUUCGAGAAUACACCCUGGAAGGUGUAUAGAAGGAGCCAGACAGCCCAAACAACGGCGAAAAACGGCUAGUUCAUGCUGCCAACAAAGGGUGGCAGCUCCCACCAACUCAAGCCUACUCUCUUAACUGCCAUCACAUCGGCACCGGCUCAGGAAAUCCAAAGUUGUCAGAGCGGAAAAGCCUAGCUAAGUGCCACCUGCCAUACUCCUCAUUGAUUCUUAUCCUAAUAGAUCCAGCAGCCAGGCUGGCUCCAUUGAACACCACGUCAUACCGGUGCCUCAGUAUCUACUAUCUAUGAUGUUAUUUUGAUGUCUAUUAUGGUUUGAUGUCAUUAUCUUUAAAUACACACUUUUAUGAGUGCUUUUGGACUACUUUCUUCCUAUACUGACUUGUCCUGCUCUCACUUUACUAGCACUCUGUGGUUUAUGCCUAUAAAAUAAUCUGCUCACUUAGUCCCCGUUCUCUGUCUGU
This is a messenger RNA of Lolium perenne, 2112 nucleotides long. RefSeq names its product aberrant root formation protein 4. Gene Ontology annotation, cellular component: cytoplasm. The record is from RefSeq and is a predicted model, not a curated record. Gene Ontology annotation, molecular function: ubiquitin-protein transferase inhibitor activity. NCBI's taxonomy places the organism in Eukaryota, Viridiplantae, Streptophyta, Magnoliopsida, Poales, Poaceae.